Elephantulus edwardii (Cape elephant shrew) is the source of this 1440-nucleotide messenger RNA. RefSeq names its product tandem C2 domains, nuclear (gene TC2N). The transcript is spliced from 12 exons. Gene Ontology annotation, cellular component: nucleus. Lineage: Eukaryota; Metazoa; Chordata; Mammalia; Macroscelidea; Macroscelididae. The coding region runs from base 1 to 1440 and encodes 479 amino acids. The record is from RefSeq and is a predicted model, not a curated record.
AUGCGUACUGAGGCUCAGAAGGCUCGCUGCCUACCGGAGGUGACCAACUGGAGCCGCUGGGCGUCCCCUCGGAGGGCUGUGAAACAGGACCCCCGGGAAUCAAGUGAGCUCACCCCUUGGAUUGCAGCAGGGCUCCCGCGGAUGCAGCUUUUUGCCAACAACCUCUCAGCGUUUCUGGGGGGCCGAGGAAUUGACGACGUCGAUCAAGACCCCCUGUCCCUUCGUGUUUCAGUGGAAAGAGACUUUAAAGCCGCUGCGUCAAGUAGCCAGAAUCCAAUUAUCUGCGUGCCUCCACUGUCUUCAGUUUCUGUGAAGCCCCAGGUUGGCUGCACUGAGGACUAUUUACUUUCUAAAUUACCCUCUGAUGGCAAAGAUGUACCAUUUGUGGUGCCCAGGUUUAAGUUAUCUUAUAUCCAGCCCAGGACACAGGGGACUCCUUCACAUCUGGAAGAACUUGAAGGAUCUGCCAGAGCAUCUUUUGCAGAUCGAAAGGUAGAACUUUCCAGUUCCUUCCAGCAUGGAUCCAGCUAUGACGUGUAUAACCCGUUCUAUAUGUAUCAGCACAUCUCACCGGAUUUGAGCCGGCGUUUCCCACCUCAUUCUGAAGCCAUGAAGCAGUACGGAUCAGUUUGUGACUUAAGGAGCUAUAAACUUCCUGGUUCCCCUGGGCUAAGCAAAUCUAUGUUUGAUCUUACAAGUUCAUCUCAACGAUUCAUCCAGAGACAUGAUUCAUUUUCCAGUGUACCCAGCAGUUCUUCUUCAAGGAAGAAUUCUCAGGGGAGUAACAGAAGCCUAGAUACAAUUACGCUCUCCGGAGAUGAAAAAGAGUUUGGGAGACUGAAUGUGAAAUUAUUUUAUAAUUCUGCGGUAGAACAGAUCUGGAUCACAGUUUUACAGUGCAGAGAUUUAAGCUGGCCCUCCAGUUGUGGAGAUGCUCCUACAAUUUCUGUUAAGGGAACAUUAACUUUGCCCAAACCAGUUCAUUUCAAGUCUUCAGCUAAAGAAGGUUCGAAUGUUUGCCACGCUGAGCUUGAACUGGGGACUUGUUUCCAAGCUGCCAAUAGCAGAAUUCAGGUACAGAUUCUUGAAGCGCAGUACCUCCCAAGCUCCUCAACUCCUCUGAGUCUGAGUUUUUUUGUGAAGGUGGCAAUGUUUAACUCAGGCGAUUUGAUUUCUAAGAAGAAGACACGCUUACUGAAGGCUUCCAAUGGACGAGUAAAGUGGGGAGAGACUAUGAUUUUUCCACUUAUACAGACUUCAAAAGAAAUUAUUUUUCUUAUUAAGCUUUAUAGUCGAAGCUCUGUAAGAAGAAAACACUUUGUGGGCCAGAUUUUGAUAAGUGAAGACAGUAAUAGCUUUGAGGCCGCAGACCAGUGGAAAGAGACAGUGACAAAUCCAGAAAAAGUUGUUAUCAAGUGGCACAGACUAAAUGCAUCUUGA